Piliocolobus tephrosceles (Ugandan red Colobus) is the source of this 644-nucleotide messenger RNA. RefSeq names its product histone H3.3-like. NCBI's taxonomy places the organism in Eukaryota, Metazoa, Chordata, Mammalia, Primates, Cercopithecidae. The transcript has a single exon. The record is from RefSeq and is a predicted model, not a curated record. Gene Ontology annotation, cellular component: nucleosome. The coding region runs from base 117 to 527 and encodes 136 amino acids. Gene Ontology annotation, molecular function: DNA binding; protein heterodimerization activity; structural constituent of chromatin.
AUGUAGGUGUUCGCAGCCGCCGCCGCGCCGCCGUCGCUCUCUAACGCCAGCGCCGCCUUUCGCUCGCCGAGCUCCAGCCGAAGGAGAAGGGGGGUAAGUAAGGAGGUCUCUGUACCAUGGCUGGUACAAAGCAGACUGCCCGCAAAUCGACCGGUGGUAAAGCACCCAGGAAGCAACUGGCUACAAAAGCCGCUCGCAAGAGUGCGCCCUCUACUGGAGGGGUGAAGAAACCUCAUCGCUACAGGCCUGGUACUGUGGCGCUCCGUGAAAUUAGACGUUAUCAGAAGUCCACUGAACUUCUGAUUCGCAAACUUCCCUUCCAGCCUCUGGUGCGAGAAAUUGCUCAGGACUUUAAAACAGAUCUGCGCUUCCAGAGCGCAGCUAUGGGUGCUUUGCAGGAGGCAAGUGAGGCCUAUCUGGUUGGCCUUUUUGAAGACACCAACCUGUGUGCUAUCCAUGCCAAACGUGUAACAAUUAUGCCAAAAGACAUCCAGCUAGCACACCGCAUACGUGGAGAACGUGCUUAAGAAUCCACUAUGAUGGGAAACAUUUCAUUCUCAAAAAAAAAAAAAAAAAAAAAAAUUCUCUUCUUCCUGUUAUUGGUAGUUCUGAACGUUAGAUAUUUUUUUUCCAUGGGGUCAAAA